GAAAGGUUGUUGUCGUCGGUUUCGGAAGCAAUGUUUGUAUUGUUAUUUUACCUUGUUUUUCCCACAUUAUUUCUUACCUUUCACGGUGGAUGCAUUAUUUUGUAGUGUAACAAAAAUAUUAGCAGUGGAAAGUUGGUAUACAAAUUUCAUUAAAAAGUGUGUUGUAUAGUUUUGGUGCACCGAUACGCUUCGUUAUUGUCAGAACGCCACAUUGGACAAAAAUCUGUCUCAAAUCAUUUACAUAAAUUAGUUACAUGUUUUCAUUGGUCAGUGAGUGAGAGGAGGGUUUGGAGAUGUUUUUGUUAAAUUUGUGUGCAUAAAAAUUUUAAGCAUAAUCUUAAAUCCGGGUUUUAUAAAAGUAAAUAAAUAGUAUCCUGCACCGAAGACUUAUAAUACGUCUCAAAUUAAAUAGCAAUUUGAACUCCUGUCCUCACAGUCAAUCAAAUUCAGGUUAACCAUAGUUCUAAAUGUCUCCGAAACCUUUUGUGAAGCUAAUUAUACUAGCACUGGUCGCCCAUGUUAGCGGGAACUAUAACUUGUUCGUGGACAAAGAAGAAUUUCAUAGGAUCACGGGAGGGACGUUGUCUCAAGUUUACCUCGUUCGAGACGGUGUCGUGAACGACUACGCACUCGGUUACGUAAUGACGGUGCCGUAUCACAUUCAAUAUUUGGACUUCAAAUGGCAAGCGACGACUAAGAAACCGGUCCACUACGAAAUUCUGAUUGAAUUCUCAGACUUUUUCGCACUGCUUCAACCAUCCGCCAAUAUUUCUAAAGUGGGAAGGCUGCCACACAAAUUGGAAACGUUACGGGUUUCCCUUCCCUGCAGUGGCCGAUUGACGACCGAGGUUCCUGUGAUAAUCCGAUUUACCUUCAACGUUAAGCAUGCAACGAAAAACAACGUCCACGGUCACAACGUCACAAAUGUGAACGUGAAGAGGAACAAGAUUUGUCUGCUUAAAGAAAACCACCAACUGACAUCAUCCGUCGUCGCCAUAACACCGAAGGAAAAACGCACAAAUGCCAUCCCGCCCCUGCACGACAACUUUAUCAACAAUACUCACUUAUCGCACCCGAUAACCCCGCUGGACCACCCUCACGCUCCAUCGACGACACCAUCGCUGCUUUUGGCUGGUCUGCUUGGUGGCUGCGCCGUCACCGCGUCAAUCGCGUCAGUCGUGUUCUUCAUCUGUUUGAAGAAACGGCUGCAAAAAAUUGACCAGCGAAAUAACAACUCCACUGAUUUCGCAACUGAGAAAUAUUACCAUCCGUCAAACUCCACGACGACGAGCUCCUCCAGCCCAGCGUGUCUCUUGAGAAAUACGAAAACCUGGGUCAAAGACCAGUCACCUCCGUCACACCCACCGCCACCCCUUCCGAACUCAUACGCAAACAUUGCCAGUUUCUGGAACGAUAUUUUGUCAGCGCCAGAAAACAAGUCAAGCACGAGAUUAAAUUCGUCGCUGGUGUCGUCGCAGGAGAGUCCGCUGCACAAACGGUCCGACGUCUCUCCGUACGCUUAUGCACAAAUUAUCCAGCCGAACACUAAAAAUAACGAGUGGUGGAAUGCCUCGAAUAAUUCACACAUUUACGCGAACCACUUGUCAUCAUUUGCAGGACAAUCGAAUAAACUAAGUGGCGAAGAAGUGUAUGAUUCGCAUUAUGCUGGCCGAUCCGUCGGCUCGGGAAGUUUGAUUCAAAUUGAUGGAUUUCAGUGUCCGAAGAACUUUACCAAAGAGAAACACGUGGAGGAGAGAUUUCUGUAAUCUAGCUGGACCAUUUUGAAACUAGGAGUGUUUUUUAAACAUGAAAGUUUUUAUAUUAAAUCAUUUUACGAAAUUAAACUUGUUAAUCGCAUUUUUCAGAUGAUAAAUAAGAAUAAAACAGGUCGUCAAUGUUUGUAUGAAUA
Messenger RNA from Folsomia candida, 1909 nucleotides. RefSeq lists its product as uncharacterized. Bases 468 to 1766 code for a protein of 432 amino acids. Lineage: Eukaryota; Metazoa; Arthropoda; Collembola; Entomobryomorpha; Isotomidae. The record is from RefSeq and is a predicted model, not a curated record. The transcript has 6 exons.